AUGCUCACUAAUUUGCCAGAAAUGGGUGGCUAUGGUGCGCUCGUCCACCCGGCAUAUAUGGAAGAGUACUUCACGUAUUUAAUGACCUCCCGUCUAUUACUUCGCAUUGCCCCCUACAAGUGCUUUGUUGCCGUAUCGGUACUCGUGCUCUAUCAAUUCUUCGUCGACAACUCGAUAUACUCCCAAACGUUUUAUACCUAUGUGAUGUUUUUAAUCUACCACGUUGAGCACGUCAUCCUCAUCUGGAUCUAUAUUUUUGGGGACCCAGAGCUGAAAGUGCAGUUCUAUUCGAUGCUAAAUUUUGGCGUCCCAACCAACGAAUCACUACGGAGCGCAAACGGGCAACGGCUGGCUUUUGACAACAAUCAGGAAACAGAGAUUUACUUUACCCAGCUGAAAAAUUCGUGG
This is a messenger RNA of Mesorhabditis spiculigera, 408 nucleotides long. Lineage: Eukaryota; Metazoa; Nematoda; Chromadorea; Rhabditida; Rhabditidae. The record is from the annotation of a GenBank genome assembly.